UUACCUAGGUACUUACCUACCUAACCUAUCUGUGCUCCCCGUUCCCCUCUUCCGCGUUUCGUCUCGUCUCCUUCCUUUCCCUUCCCUCCCCUCUACUCUUCCCAUACCUAUCAGGUCAUAGACAAGAAAGAGAGACAGUAGAUAGAAUACAAUGGCGAGCAACGGCGCUACAAACGGCCAUAAUGGCGUUAAGAACGGUAUCAAGAACGGAGAAGGCGAAAACAACUGGUACGAUCCGACCAAAAUCUGGACGACGCUUCUGACGAAUCGAGCCUACUUCGGUGGUCUUCUGGUCCUUAACCAUUCCUUGCGCCGGCAUCGCAGCAAGUACCGCCUCGUCGUCAUGGUCACCCGCGCUGUCGAAGAGGACACCGAGUAUAUGGAAGCUUUUGCCGCCGCUGAUAUCCCUACCAUCGUCGUAGAUAAGAUUGAGCCGGCACCCCGCGACGGAAAGAUCAAUAAGGGGACCUGGGAGAAGCUGGCUCCGUGGUCGUUUACGCAGUACGAGCGUGUCGUCCUUCUCGAUAGCGACCAGGUUAUUCUGCAGAAUAUCGACGACAUGAUGGAGGUUGACAUUCCCGAAGGCUGGAUCGCGAGCACCCACGCGUGCACCUGCAACCCGCGCAAGCUGCCGCACUACAGCAAGGAAUGGGUCCCGGAAAACUGUGCCUUCACGGCCGCGGACCAGGAGACGGGCCAGCCGGCACCUAUCACGCCCAAGAGUCACAACAACCACCACCUGCUCAACAGCGGCACCGUCAUCCUGCAGCCGUCCAAGGCGCAGUUCGACGAGCUGAUCCACGCCAUGAACACCCACCCCGACGUGCCCAACAUGAUCUUCUUCGACCAGGACCUGCUGGCCAUCGUCUACCGCGGCCGCUGGAAGCCCCUGCCCUACCACUACAACGCCCUGAAGCCUAUGCGCUCCUGCCACAGCGGCCUCUGGCGCGACGAGCACGUGAAGAUUCUGCACUAUAUCCUCAACAAGCCCUGGAAGAGCCGCAGCUACGACGCCAACGACGUAAUCGAGUCGACGCAUAAGCUCUGGUGGGACGAGUUCGCGCUAGUGGAGAAGGAGUGGACGGAGAGCGCGGAUGAGCGGAAGAAGGAGUUGUGGAGGAAUGUGGUUGUGCCUGUUGUUGCGCAGGAAUGAUUCCCCCCUUUUUUUUCUAAGGUGAAUGUUUUAAGAACUUACGUUUGAAUUUAGGGGAAGGAGAAGGAGAGCAAUAUGCGUUAGGGGGUAGAAGAAAGAGAGAGAGAGAGUCUAUAUGUAUACCAUUGGGUUUUAUUAGGGAGCAUUGGUAGAGAGUCCGGAUAUCCAGCUUUGGAUUUGAGCUUUGUACGCGCGCGAGAUGGGCAUGGAGUAGAGGGGUCCAACGUGGGAAUGAAUAAAUAGAUAGCGAGCGAGCGAAUAAGCAAGCGAGCAAGCAGACGGAUUAAACCAUUACGAGCAUUUAAUGAGGAUCUAUGACGAAUGAUCAUUAUGGAUGUUUUCAGUUUGGUA
This is a messenger RNA of Daldinia caldariorum, 1504 nucleotides long. Its product is annotated as glycosyltransferase family 8 protein. The transcript has 2 exons. Bases 152 to 1153 code for a protein of 333 amino acids. The record is from RefSeq and is a predicted model, not a curated record. Gene Ontology annotation, molecular function: glycosyltransferase activity. NCBI's taxonomy places the organism in Eukaryota, Fungi, Ascomycota, Sordariomycetes, Xylariales, Hypoxylaceae.